AUGGAACAGCAUAGCCUUGCCAUGGAAGAGCAAGCCCAAAUUUGGAAAUAUGUCUUUGGGUUCGUGGACUCUGCGGUGGCCAAAUGCGCAAUUGAGCUAGGCUUGGAUGUCAACUCGGUGGUGGAUGUCGGGGGAGGCACUGGCACUGCUCUGAGGGCCACUAUUGAGGCCUACCCUCACAUUCGAGGCAUCAAUUUCGACUUGCCACAUGUGGUUGAUGCCUGUGUGGAGCAACAAGGUGUGGUGCAUAUGGGAGGCGGCAUGUUCGUUGCCAUACCAAAGGCAGAUGUUGCUCUCCUCAUGCGGGUUUUGCAUGAUUGGGGAGACGAAGAGUGCAUAGCCAUAUUGAAAAAUUGUAGAGAGGCGAUCCCCAUGGAGAGAAAGAAAGUGGUGAUCGUGGAGAUUGUAAUACGUGAGGAGGAAAAGCAAGAGUUAAGUGACACAAGGUUGGCCCUAGACAUGAUCAUGCUGGCUCCCACCAACACAGGUAAGGAGAAGACAGCUCAAGAGUGGAGCCAUGUCUUAUGUGAGGCUUGAUUUAGGA
Molecule: messenger RNA, 544 nt
Organism: Amborella trichopoda
Lineage: Eukaryota; Viridiplantae; Streptophyta; Magnoliopsida; Amborellales; Amborellaceae
Source: RefSeq, a predicted model, not a curated record